AUGUCAGCUGAAGCAAUCAAUAGGCUAACCUUGGACAAAUUCAAAUCGGGAAAACCAGUUCUUGGCAAGUCUGGUCAGGGUGGUAGUCGUCGUAGUUCAACAGAAGUCAACAAGCCUGAACAGGACGACAAAUUCAGACCUUCCAGAACUCCCACACUGGUGACAAGUUGCAAGUGGUGUGGGGGCAGUCAUGUUAAAGGCCGGUGCCCGGCUUUUGGUAAACAGUGCUCUAAGUGUGGCAAGUCAAAUCAUUUUGAAAAAGUUUGUAAUUCUGAAAACGUUGCCAGUCUCGACGAGUAUGUGAUCAAUUCGCUGAGUGGUCAACAGCAAUCACAGUGGAGCGUUGAUUUACUCAUGGCUGGUUAUACGGUGCCUUUCAAGGUUGACACUGGAGCGUCUUGUAACGUAAUUCCGUUGUCCUGCUUCAACAAAUUUGGACACACGAAGAAGCUCUUGCCUGGUCCUCGAGUUCGCACCUACAAUGGACAGUCCCUGCAUGUGCUGGGACAACUGGAUGUUACUGUUUUUUUCAACAGCAAGCGGUUCCAGAUUCGUGUAGUCGUGAUCAAAGAAGACAAUGUCCCUAUUCUGGGGCUGCCCAGUUGUUGUGAACUGGGUCUAGUUCAUGUGCCACAGAAGCAGGUCAACGAAAUCGUUGUGGACUCGCCGUCGACCAAUUUGCCGCCUGCGUUCCAAAAUUACAAAGGUGUGUUCAUUGGCAUCGGUAAAUUGCCCAUCGAACACGAGAUCAAGUUGAAAGACAAUUGUGUCCCAGUUGUGCGUCCUCCCCGCCGAGUUCCGUUCAAGAUUCGUGAUUUGGUGAAAAAGAAGUUGGACGACAUGGAACAGCUAAAGUUGAUUUGUAAAGUGACUGAGCCUACUGAGUGGGUAAACCCAAUGCUGGCUGUUCAAAAAGCGGGUGGUGACGUACGCAUCUGUCUCGACCCGUUGGAUCUUAACAAAGUGAUAAAGCGCCAACACUAUCCGGUGCCUACGGCACAGGAAUUAUUUGCCCGAAUUGGAAAGGCAAAGUUUUUCUCAACGCUCGACGCAACGUCGGGGUUUCUUCAAAUUCCCCUGUCGGAAGAGUCCAGUUUUGUUACGACCUUCGCCACUCCAUUUGGACGAUAUCGUUUUCUUCGUCUACCAUUCGGUAUUUGCUCAGCCCCAGAGGUUUACCAGCAGGCGAUGAUACAGUUGUUUGGAGACCUCAGCGGUGUGGAGAUCUACUUUGACGAUUUCUUCGUUUGGGGCGAAACACGAGAAGAACACGAUGACCGUUUGAAAGCCGUGUUUGACAGGUGUGCACAAGUCAAUUUGAAACUGAAUGCCACCAAGUGUAAGUUUUUGCAGUCGGAACUUCCCUGGAUGACACAUCAUCUCCUACCAACAGUUGAAGCCGGAUCCCGAUAA
Molecule: messenger RNA, 1413 nt
Organism: Daphnia magna
Lineage: Eukaryota; Metazoa; Arthropoda; Branchiopoda; Diplostraca; Daphniidae
Exons: 1
Coding region: 1-1413 (470 amino acids)
Source: RefSeq, a predicted model, not a curated record